AUGCUAAAAAAUAUAAAAAAAGAGAUUGAGAAUAUGGUAGACUCUAAAAAGUCGGGUCGCCCUUUAUGGGUCAAGUUCAUUCGUUAUGGAGUGAUUGCUGGGAUUCUUGGAACUCUAUUCGCUACCCUCCAACCCUGGGCUAUAGAAAAGAUAAUCAGUUCACAAAUGAAAAUCGAUCCUUGGUGUCUAGCUUACAAGUUCUGGGAAAGAAUACCAGUAAAAAUUAUAAAUAAAUUCAAUUUAUUUAACAUUGAAAAUCCGGAUCAAUUCUUGAAAGGAGAUAAAUUAAAAGUUCGCGAGGUUGGACCUUUCGUAUUAUCAGAGCAAAGGUGGAAAGAGGUAAUUGAAUUCAGUGAAAGGACAAUCAAAUAUUACGAGUGGCGUAAUUAUCAAAUUCUGUACGAACAAUCAAACGGAUCUUGGGAUCAAGAGAUUACUGUUCUUAAUCCAUUUGUAGCUUCAACUGGGGCAAUUGUUGGAGAUAAAUUGGAACAAUUAAUUCCCAUCCCAUUGGCUGUCAGUCCUUUCGUCUAUUCAGUUGUUUCUGUGGUUCUAUUUGUCCACAGUCAGAAUUUUUUCCUUAAAACUACACCUCGAAGUCUUAUUACUGGACUUCGAGUUAAUCUUCUGGACACAGUGACCACUCUUCUCAAACCUCUCGAACUGUUGGGCAUUAUGGCUUCCGAUGUAUUUCCAACAUCAGAAUUACCCAAUAAUUCAAUUGGAAUUUUGAAUAGCCGAAAUUUCACCCGAUUAGGACCUCUAGAAAUUUACACAGGUAUCGAAUUACCAAAGGAAAUGUAUACAAGUACAAUAGCAUUUAGAAACGAAAGAUCAAUGGAUCGAUGGACUGGAUCUGAAUGUAAUACCCCUCGAGGGACUGAUGGAAUCCAAUUUCAACCCUUAAUUGCAAGGAAAACUAGAUUAACUGUGUUCAUAUCUGACAUUUACAGAUCAUUGGAUUUAACUUAUGUCGGGGAUUCUGAUUAUUUCGGGAUUCCCGGAUUUAAAUAUGUUAUUGGACCCGAAGUAUUUGACCCUCCGAGUGUUAAUCCAGCCAAUGGAUGUUAUUGUGUCUAUACAAGGGAAAAGAAAUCACGAUGUGAACACUAUGGUCUCCUCGAUUGUACCGGUGGAUUUUCUGGGCCUCCGAUCAUAAUAACUAGGCCACAUUUUCUCGACACAGAUUCAGAAAUUCAGGGACAAGUUGAAGGUCUAUCGCCAGAUCCAGAGAAACAUGAAUUCUACUUAUUAGUUCAGCCUGAUAUUGGAAUACCAAUAUCGGGUGCAGGUCGAUUACAGUUUAACCUUAGAGUUGAACGGGUUCCAUUUCUUCGUGGUUUUAACAAUAUUCGUGAUACAAUUGUUCCUUUGGGGUGGAUCGAAAUAUCAAGUACAUUGGAUGGAUCUUUAUUUUAUCUACUCAAGAUUGGUCUCAUUUUAGCUCCAAAGAUCAUCCUAUCGGUUUUCUAUCUCGUCGCUAUUGGUGGUUGGGCAGCUUUUAUCGGUGGACUUAUAUACCUUCUCGUUCGUAAGCUCAGGAAGGUAAACUCAUUAAUUUUCCAUUUUCACUAUAAGUGAUUUACUAAUUCAUUUAUCUCGUUAAUAACAUUACUAUUAAUUCAUUUUAAUUUACAGUCAAGUGUAAGUGUUAGUAAAAUUGGAAAUGUCGAUAAAUUGUCAUCAAUGGAAAAGGAGUCAAUUAAAGUUCAUCCAUUGGAAAUAUCUCUGAAUCAGCAGUUUUUUAGAAAUAGAGUUCCCGUGGUUC
Messenger RNA from Panonychus citri (citrus red mite), 1768 nucleotides. Its product is annotated as lysosome membrane protein 2-like. Gene Ontology annotation, cellular component: cytoplasm; membrane. The coding region runs from base 1 to 1581 and encodes 526 amino acids. Gene Ontology annotation, molecular function: scavenger receptor activity. The record is from RefSeq and is a predicted model, not a curated record. The transcript is spliced from 4 exons. Lineage: Eukaryota; Metazoa; Arthropoda; Arachnida; Trombidiformes; Tetranychidae.